Molecule: messenger RNA, 3301 nt
Organism: Oryzias latipes (Japanese medaka)
Lineage: Eukaryota; Metazoa; Chordata; Actinopteri; Beloniformes; Adrianichthyidae
Gene: lrrfip2
Product: leucine rich repeat (in FLII) interacting protein 2
Biological process (GO): regulation of DNA-templated transcription
Source: RefSeq, a predicted model, not a curated record
UCCAACAUCCGGGACUUCCCGACCGAAGGAGCGUGUGGAGUGGGUAAGGAGGGCAGCCGCGAGCGCUGGAAAGAAAGGCGGACUGAUGACAGCUGUCAAUGUGGACGAAAAAUACCGCUAGCGCACGAAGACUCGGCAAAUGGGUUUCCUCUGAACCACCGGUGGACGACAGUUGGGCUGUACCGGUCAUCUUUAACGUAAAGCCUUACACAUAUUUGUUGAAGCUUGAGGAACAUCAUGGGGACACAAGGCCCUGGGAGGAAACGCGCCCCUCUGAAAGACCGCUUCUCAGCAGAGGAAGAAGCUCUGAGUAGUAUCGCUCGAGAGGCGGAGGCGAGGCUGGCUGCGAAGAGGGCGGCGCGAGCGGAGGCCAGAGAUAUUCGGAUGAGGGAACUGGAGCGACAGCAGAAAGAGCUUUCCUACCACUCGUCCAGCAGUAGCAAUAGAAAAUGGGGUCAGAUUCAUCAAUGGAUGGCUGAGACGGAAAAGGCCAGAGCUUCUAGUAGUAAUAGAUCCAGCAGCCGUCAUCACCGGGAGCUGGACGAUGACGUCAGCUCCGUUCGCAGCUACAGGUCUACAUCAUCAGCCAUGCGCGACUUGGGGUCGAACAAGAGUCGGUCCAGUUCUCGUAGAAAGGACAUGUUGUCUCACGGCCACUCCACUAGCUCCCUCCUCAAGAGUGUCCGCUCCACUAGUUCUGUAUACAAUGACCUGCAUGGCCAUAAAAAGGCUUCGUCCAGCUCCUCCAGAAAAGACCUGCUGACUGGACUGUACCACGAUCAAAGGAACUACACCAGCCUUCCCAAGACCAAAGCUCCUCCCCUUCCUUCCACUUCCUCCUAUCAGCCUCGGGCCGCCUCCGCCUCCUCCUCCACCUCUGGCACAGGGCUGUCUCGCAGCUACAGCAUGGCAUCGAUUUAUGACGACACGGGUCUUUACGGCUCAAGUUACAGUUCAAGAGCUCCCUCUGAAUACAGCUGGUACUCCUCUGGAGCCAGCUCCACGCGCAGCAGCCCCGUGCACUCCUCAUCCGAAGAGGACACCGUCAGCAGCGUGUCCCAGGAGCGCUUCAGCAGGGGACGGAGGGACAGUGCGUCGUCUGACUUCUCGGACAUUAGCGAAUCCGCGGCGGAUUAUUUCAGCCGCUCCAACCGAAGAGGCAGCAUCGUGUCUGACCUUGACGAUUUGAGCAUUCCAGAUUUGGACGCUCUGGAUGAAAAAUGCGACAAACAAUUCUCCGACUUCAGCCGGCCGUCGUCUCGCUGCACCACCCCAGGCCUGUCUCCAGCCACCCUGGCCUCACUGGGCGGGACCUCGUCCAGAAGAGGGAGCGCCGACGCCGGCAGCACGUACGACCCCGACACCAGUCUGAGCGAGCUGAGGGAUAUCUAUGAACUAAAGGACCAGAUUCAGGAUGUAGAGGGGCGGUACAUGCAAGGGCUUAAAGAGCUGAAGGAGUCCCUCACAGAAGUGGAGGAGAAGUACAAGAAAGCCAUGGUCUCCAACGCACAGCUGGACAAUGACAAAGGCAACCUCAUUUACCAAGUGGACACGCUCAAGGACGUCAUCGAGGAGAUGGAGGAGUCCAUGUCAGAGAUGAAGAGGGAGCUGGAGGAGAAGACGAAGGAGCUGGAAAGACAGAAACACACCUGCUCGGUUCUGCAGCACAAGCAAGAAGAACUGAAAGAGGGGAUCCGGCAGAGAGACGAGCUCAUAGAGGAGAGCCAGCGAAUGCAGACUAAGUUAGACGCUCUGACCAGGGAGGUGUUUGAUCUCCAGGAAACUAUAAACUGGAAGGACAAAAAGAUCGCGGCCCUAGAGAGACAGAAAGAGUACUUUGAUUGCAUUAGGAAUGAGAGGGACGAGCUCAGAGAUGAGCUCGCCGACAUCAAGGCGAAGUCCAAGGCGGGAGAGAAACACGGGCUGGUGGUGGUUCCAGGCAGCAUACCAAACGGAGAGGUGGAGGAGGAGCCUCUGUCCUCAGGGAUCACGCUGGUCUCCCAGGAGGCGGCUCAGGUUCUGGAGUCUGCAGGGGAAGGUCCGCUGGAUGUGAGGCUACGGAAGCUGGCCGAGGAAAAAGAGGAGCUGCUGUUUCAGAUCCGGAAGCUGAAGCAUCAGCUGGAGGAGGAGCGGCAGAAACACGCCAAGGUGGACGGCGUUUUCACCGAAGGGGAGAAGAUGGAGAACGGUACGGACUUGAGCUUCAUCGAGAUGCAGAGAGACGCCAACAGACAGAUUAGUGAAUACAAGUUCAAGCUUUCUAAGGCCGAACAAGAAAUAACCACCAUGGAGCUAAAUAUCACCAGACUGGAAGCACAGAUGGCUCGGUACAAAGUGGCAGCGGAUAACUCUGAGAAGGUAGAAGACGAACUCAAGGCGGAGAAACGGAAACUUCAGAGAGAGCUGCGCACAGCUCUGGAUAAGUUGGAGGAGAUGGAGAUGACCAACAGCCACCUAGUAAAGCGCCUGGAGAAGAUGAAGGCCAACAGAAACGCCCUCCUGGCUCAGCAGUGAGGCCACGCCCAUCACCACAGAAGCCCUCCACUGCGCACUUCUGCCUCCACCGGGAUGUCCGCAGAUCUGUAGCUAACCACACCAAGAACAGACAGCACCUGAACCUGUAGCCCAGGAACUGAACUUUAACAAGCCGUCAUCACUUUGGGGGAACGACUCCACUGAAACGCUGCUGGGAGACUUCUGAGGACAUUUCUGUGGUCACGACAGGAGAAGCUUUUCUCUCUGGCGGACGGGUGCUGGGCUGGUUUUUGGUCGUUUGCAUGAACGGCAGAAUGAUGCUUUUAACCCUGUGGCUGCUCCGGGUCUGAACCAGGUCUUAACCGGGUCUGAACCAGGUCUGAACCGGGUCUGCUCCGGGCCUGAACCGGGUCUUAACCGGGUCUGAACCAGGUCUGAACCGGGUCUGCUCCGGGCCUGAACCGGGUCUGCUCCGGGCCUGAACCGGGUCUGCUCCGGGCCUGAACCGGGUCUGCUCCGGGCCUGAACCGGGUCUGCUCCGGGCCUGAACCGGGUCUGCUCCGGGCCUGAACCGGGUCUGCUCCGGGUCUGAACCAGGCCUGCUCUGUCCCAGCUUCCCUCACACAGUGAAGUGCCUUUUCACACUAGGAGACUGGGGUCUGCACUGCUCAAUGAAACUUUUACCAGGUACAGAACGGCGGAUUUAAAAAGAAAACAAAAAAAAGGUGGUUAUUUGAAAAUAUAUAGAAGCAACUGUUUGAUGCCGUUUCAGUGAUUCUUAUUUCCAAAUAUUUAAGAUUUCUUGAGAAUAAAUGUGGAAUUUGCA